GCGAGGCACUUCCUGAGGUACCGAGUCGACAGGAGGGUGAAGUUAAUCUAGCUUCUGACACGGCGUCGUGUUAUCAGUUUCGUGAACGAUUUGGCACAUUUGUGCAAGGAAUAGGGUUAGUGUUUUGCAUUAGUGUGAUUAGUUGCAAAGUAAUACAGGAGCUAUGGCGGAGGAGAACACCACUCCGUUACUGGGUGGAGAUGAUGCCAUGGAGUCGGGAAUCAAAGACAGCGAUGGGACUGCUUCUGUACAACCGUCCAGAAGCUCAUCCACCGGAAGAGCGCCAUUCAAGUACCAUAGAGUGUUGUCGGGCAAGGCUUUCAAUGAUUCUUCGAAUCUCAGCGAAGGUCAAAGGGAGUACAACCGGGUGCAGAGAGAAACAUUGUCAUUGUACAGAGAAGUAGCGGAGGGUCCGGUCGGUGGAGCACACAAGGAAAGGGAUGAAGAGGAGCCAUAUGAAAGCCUUGCGAUAAACCUUUCCAACAUUGCUAAUGUUGUGCUCCUUGUUCUCAAGAUUUUUGCGUCGGUGAAGAGCAGGUCGUUGGCAAUCGUAGCGUCUACUUUGGAGUCUUUGUUGGAUCUUCUUGCAGGGGUGAUUCUUCUCUUCACAAGGUGGUCGAUGAGGCGAGAAAAUGUAUAUAAGUAUCCAAUUGGAAAGCUCCGUACUCAACCUGUGGGCAUUGUCAUCUUCGCAGCCAUUAUGGCCACCCUUGGUGUACAAGUGCUGAUCACAGCCGUGGAGCACCUCUUGGAAGGAGAUGACGGAAAUAAAAUGAACUCUAGCGAACUUGUGUGGAUGACGGUGGUGAUGGUAGUCGCCACUGCUGCCAAGCUCGCUUUGUAUCUCUUCUGCCGCACUUUCAAGAGCGAGAUUGUUCACGCUUACUCCUUGGAUCAUGGCUUUGAUGCGCUUACAAACAUUGUCGGAUUGGCAGCAGCGUUGCUUGCAAACCGAUAUUAUUGGUGGAUAGAUCCUAUUGGAGCUCUUGUUUUAGCUGUAUACACUAUCGUCGAAUGGUCCAAGGCUGUGCUUGAGAAUGCAGGAUCACUCAUUGGAAAAGCCGCACCACCAGAAUUAAUUCGAAAGCUCACAUUAAUUACAAUAAGCCACCAUGAGGCAAUUAGACGGAUAGACACUGUCCGGGCUUACACUUUUGGAAGUCUUUACUUUGUCGAGGUGGACAUAGAGUUACCAGAGCAAAUGCACCUGAGAGAAGCCCAUGAUAUCGGAGAAGACCUGCAGAACAAGAUCGAAGAUUUGCCUGAGGUUGAACGAGCUUACGUACACCUUGACUUUGAAUCUAGACAUCGGCCUGAACACACCAGGCAGCGCGGCAAAGCCACAGGUCUGAUGGAUUCCUGAUCAAAAACUCUCCGACUAGGAUGAAUCUGAUCACUGUUUUAAAGCAUUUUAGGCUAAGAAUAGCUGGCAGAAUAGGUUCAGAUGUAGUCUGUUUCUAAUAUGAUAGUCCUUUCACGCCUGCUAAUUCAGGGUAGAACCCCACAUACCCAAGUGAAGCUCGUUUAUGGAACGGCUCUGAGGAUAUCAUUGCCAACUUAAACAUUACAGACUGAUCUUGCACAUCCAUUGAUUUAAAUAAACAUGUAAGAAAUAGGAAAACUGGGUAGAGCACACCAUGCACAAUGGAAGUGUUGGUAGAUUAAUCGGCCAAGUGGCUCUGAGAUGGAAAUCUCACAUUGUGUUAGAAUUCCAAAUUCCUGAACACACAUCAUGUGAAGGUUGUAACAUUUGUUUUUGUGCUUCUAGUUUCAUGCAACGUCCUUAUUUUUGCA
Physcomitrium patens is the source of this 1794-nucleotide messenger RNA. RefSeq names its product metal tolerance protein 4. Lineage: Eukaryota; Viridiplantae; Streptophyta; Bryopsida; Funariales; Funariaceae. The record is from RefSeq and is a predicted model, not a curated record. Gene Ontology annotation, cellular component: membrane. Gene Ontology annotation, biological process: monoatomic cation transport; transmembrane transport. Gene Ontology annotation, molecular function: monoatomic cation transmembrane transporter activity.